GAUUCUGGUCCAGAAAAAGCCCAUCCAACCCAAGCCGAAAAAACCCAAUAAUCUAGGGUUUUUGGUUUUGCCAUUCUAUUAAAUCUCUGUACAAAGCGACCAAGAGAGUUCCGUUCCAAGCCGCUGUCAGCUGAACGAGGGAGAGGGAUCUUCCGGCACUGUGAAUCAUGAAGCAUAACAAUGUUGUGCCUAAUGGGCACUUUAAAAAGCACUGGCAAAACUAUGUUAAGACGUGGUUUAACCAACCUGCUCGAAAAACAAGGAGACGUAUUGCUCGCCAAAAGAAAGCUGUGAAGAUCUUUCCCCGGCCCACAGCAGGACCUCUCCGCCCAAUUGUUCAUGGACAGACUUUGAAGUAUAAUAUGAAAUUGAGGGCUGGUCGAGGCUUCUCUCUUGAAGAGCUCAAGGCUGCUGGUAUUCCGAAGAAACUUGCCCCUACAAUUGGAAUAGCUGUUGAUCAUAGGAGAAAGAACCGUUCACUGGAGGGCCUACAAGCCAAUGUUCAGAGGCUGAAGACUUACAAGGCCAAGUUGGUCGUCUUCCCAAGACAUGCCCGCAAGUUUAAGGCUGGUGAUUCUGCUCCUGAGGAGUUGGCAACAGCAACCCAAGUCCAAGGAGAAGUCAUGCCUAUUGUACGUGAGCAGCCUUCAGUAGAGCUUGUGAAGGUCACUGAGGAGAUGAAAUCAUUCAAGGCAUAUGACAAGCUGCGUCUUGAGCGGAUGAACAAGCGCCAUGCUGGUGCCCGAAUGAAGAAGGCUGCAGAGGCUGAGAAAGAAGAAAAGAAGUAGGAAAUUUGAUGUAUUCAAGUGUUUGAUGUUAGACUAUAUUUUGCAAUUUUCGCCUGAUUUUGUUUCCUGGAAUUGUCUCAAGCUAUUAGCAUUCAGCUUUACAAUGUUGCUCGAGUAUUUGGUAUGGUUGGAUUUUUCACCAAUUUUGUUUCUCAGUCCUUGGUUGAAUUGAGUAGAUUUUCUUUACA
Molecule: messenger RNA, 976 nt
Organism: Manihot esculenta (cassava)
Lineage: Eukaryota; Viridiplantae; Streptophyta; Magnoliopsida; Malpighiales; Euphorbiaceae
Product: 60S ribosomal protein L13-1
Exons: 5
Coding region: 168-788 (206 amino acids)
Biological process (GO): translation
Cellular component (GO): ribosome; cytosolic large ribosomal subunit
Molecular function (GO): structural constituent of ribosome; RNA binding
Source: RefSeq, a predicted model, not a curated record